Messenger RNA from Pyricularia oryzae 70-15, 993 nucleotides. RefSeq lists its product as uncharacterized. Lineage: Eukaryota; Fungi; Ascomycota; Sordariomycetes; Magnaporthales; Pyriculariaceae. Bases 1 to 993 code for a protein of 330 amino acids. The record is from RefSeq and is a predicted model, not a curated record. The transcript has 5 exons.
AUGCCUGCUGUUCCUCUGAUCUUGCGUAUGUCAUUGGCGGCACGAACGACAUGGCCGAGAGAUGAGGGUAGCAAGGAAGACUUGGUGGGAUCAGUGGAUGGCCACCCCUCGGCAAAGAGUGGCUUUUGGAGCUGGAAAGGUUUCAUCGAGAUGAUAAAGGCAAGCAAUAGAGUAGUCCAGUACAUUGUUUCCAAGGUUUGCGGCGCCACAAGGAGGUUGGGUAUAGCUCAAUUACCAAGGUACCAAGCUAAGGUGCCUUGGACACUCAAUGGACCACUCGAAAGCGCCAUCCAGGUCAUGCCCAACAUGUGGUACGACGCGGACGCCGUCAUGGAGCCCUACUUCCGCCCGCCUGCGACGUUGGGGUCUGAGCCCAGCUGGCACUCUUUAGCUCUGGAGCCCCUAAUGACGCCUCCGUUCCAUACAGUAACUGUCAGGCCCUACUGCAUCGCGGACUGGGAGGAGCUGCUCUUUAUGCGGAAAUAUACGGGAGCGAUGCGGAGCGGGCGCUACGGCGAGCAUGCCUGGGCCGACGAGGAUGAUUACUAUGACGACCACAUGCUUGUCGAGCGCUGCGGGGGGCAGCGGCCUCGGUCCAGGGACGCGAAGUUCCAGGUCAAAGCCGCCGGCGCCUUCGUUACCAUACACGACUACGUGUCUCAGGUGCACCCGUGGCUGAUGGGCAUGCGCGAGAGGCUCCUGGAGGCCCUGGGACACCUGGAUAGGCGGAGCGCGCCCUGGGCGCCCGACACCAAGCUGGUCGUCAAGGACAUGCAUUUGUUGAUGAUCAUUCGUGGAAAGGGCUUUGCUGAUUGUAGAAGGAAGCCGUUCGUACGGCCGCCGGGAUGGGUUCCACUGACGCCCGAGAAACACCAACGUCAAUCUACAGAGAGGAUUAUUGUCAUUUCCAAGGCUAGAAUUCUGGCACGGGAGGCGGCUGCUGUCGCAGCCGCGGAACAGGCGGCCGAGGGGGUGAACCUUGGCGUAGAAUAG